Cryptomeria japonica (Japanese cedar) is the source of this 5274-nucleotide messenger RNA. Its product is annotated as 3'-N-debenzoyl-2'-deoxytaxol N-benzoyltransferase-like. NCBI's taxonomy places the organism in Eukaryota, Viridiplantae, Streptophyta, Pinopsida, Cupressales, Cupressaceae. The transcript has 6 exons. Bases 3902 to 5254 code for a protein of 450 amino acids. The record is from RefSeq and is a predicted model, not a curated record.
GACUAUCCAAGGGCUGAAAAAACAAACAGGCAUGCUGGAGCUUUCAUUUCUGGGGUUUAGGCUACACGUAAUAAAUCUUGGUGGCCAAGUGGUAUUUUCAGUGUAGUUCACGUGUCUUAACUCUGCUAUCAGCAUGGUGGCUAAGUGGCAUUUGUAAUGCAGCUCACAUGUUUUGACUCUGUUAUCACUGCUUUCCCAGUUUGUAUACAUGUGAGGGAGCUCAAGAUCGAAGCAAUACAUUUGGAAAUGAUCAUUUUGUUUCCUGCAGGCUUUGGCCAGCAAAUACAGUCAUCACCACUUUUGCUAGUGUUUGUUGCAGAAUGAGCUGAUAAAUCCUUUUUUCCUACAAUUGAUGGAUCUAACUGUCUUUGUAUGUAACUCCAAUCACAGCUCUUGCAGCUGAAUCUUUCCCACUAAGAGUUGUUGGAGGUGCAGUAGCUGGCCAUGGUGUUGCUACCUUGGUACUUCAAUCAUUCUAAAAGGCUCAAUAGGAGGGAUUUUGGUAUCAUCAUGCACAACCAACAUAUGUGAUGCUUACUUAUUGGAUCCCUCAAACAUCUUGUACACUCCCACGUAAUGAUUCUCAUCAAGUGGGAGUUGGAUGUUUUGUGCUUAAUGAUCAAAAUCAGGUGCUAGUGGUGCUGGAAAAUUAUGGACCUUUUAGAGGCACGGGUGUAUUGAAGAUUCCAACAGGAGUGAUUAAUGAGGGUGAAGAUAUUUUCACUGGAGCAAUUAGAGAAAUCAAGGAAGAAACAUUAGUAAAUGAUAUUAGACUAAAGCUAAUGGUUGAUUUUAAAAAUCGGUGCAAUCAAAUGAUAUUUAUGAUCUCUGAAGCUAAGCUUGUAUUACUUAAUAGCAGUGGUGUCAAAUCUUUUAAGUUGUGUUUAACGUUUGUUUCCCCUUGGAGAUAUCGGGUUGAUACACAGUUCAUCGAGCUGGUAGGAUUUGGGUGAGGAAUCUCUUUUUUUAGAUAGGGAUACCAAGUAAUGGAAUCUUUCAUCUUAUUUAUCUCACUUUGAAUUUUGUUGUCCUUGACACACAACAGUAAAUAUUCUUUCCUUUUUGGGAUUUUACAUAUUUUAAAAAAAAAAAAAUUGGGAUUAUCAACCGUUGAAAAAAAAUCAACGAUUUCCAAUCUUCCAAUUGUAUCCUAUUACAAUAAUGCAAACAUUAGUUGAUGCAAUUCAUUGCAUGGCUCUAGUUCUCAAUUAUGUAAUUUUAAAAAAAAUUAUGAAAAAGAUGAACUCUUACUGCAUGAAAAUUAUUAAAUGUUUUUAUAAAACUUGAUGCAUAUUUGAUGUCUUUAUUUCCUUCUUUAGUAUGUGAUAACGUUUGCAUGAAAUUACUAAUGUUAAUUACAUUGUGUUUUUUAACACAAUGCUAUGCUUAAGAUUCCUGAUUGUCCAACGAUGCUAAGAGAAGCCACCUCAAUUAUCCCUUCUCCCUUCAUUUUAUUUGGAAGCAAGAUUGGCUCUAUCAGGCUACAGUUGUAUUCAGUUCACAUAGAAUUUUAUAUUUGAAGAACGUUAAAUGUAAAAGCAGUACAUUUGUGGUCUUUUAAUGCCUACCCCAGUUCUAAUAAAUUUAAUAAAUUUAAUUAAUCCACAUAUCUAGUUUUAUUUUUUUAUAAAGUAUGAAACAACUAGAAUUUAGAAACCAAUACAAAAUUUCCAAUCAUAUCCCUUCAUGGUGCCUCUUGCUCUAGUGUGGGUCGUAGGUAAUCCCUUAACACUCUAUUUUAAAUCACAUUCUAUGUCAUCCUAGUCUCAUCCUAUGUCAUCCUAGUCUCAUCCUCGUCUUGCAUCCAACAUUCUGUUAACUUUCAGACCUAAGACCUUUCUUUUUGUUGUUGGGUGCUCUACCACUGAAUUGUUUCUUAAGAUUUGUUUGUCAAUCUUUAUCAAUCUUGUAUUGACAUAUCGUUUAUCAAUGAUUCUUUCGAUUCAGUCAGUCGACAGAUGCUCAAAUCCAAAACUAUUCUUUCAGUCUCUAGCAGGAACUUCGCUGCCCUUUGUUUCAAGAACGUGCUAUGGUACUAAAACUCUAAAUAGCUAACUUCUGGGUAUGACCUAAGUCAGAGACUAACAUUUGAUUUGUAAAGACGGCAUGUCAUCCACCAAAAAAAAUAAUAUCAUAAGAUAAAAAAAAAAUAUCACAAUAACAGUUUUGUGAUACAUUCAUCCAUUGAGUAAUCUAUUUAUACAGAGAGACAGUUGUUUUAACAAUUAGAAAGACAAAUUGAAUAUGCCCUUUUUGAUGUUCGGCUCAUAAAAUAAUGAGAGCUAUGCAUUGUUAGUUUAUAUGGAAUUUGAAGAUUUCUAUUCUGUUUUAGGAAUGUGCUAUGGCCCCAAAUGGUACUAAGUAGCUAGCUUCUAGGAAAUAAGUAUGUAUGUUUUCAGAUAGUUAAUUAUAGAAAUCAUACUGUACAAAAUUACUUGUAACAGAACUCAUAAAAACACCAUGGGAGAGCUAUACUGUUUUUAUGUUUUUCUCUAUUAAGAAUUUUUGUAGGGGUUGGGCAUCAUCUUGCUGGCUUGGAAAUCAUCUCAAUAGUGAGUAAAUCGGCCAAACUCCAUAAGCUUUUAUUAGAGGACACAUCAAUUAACAAUCACAAGAAAAAGUUUCUCAUAUCUUCUUUUUGACAAGAAGCAACUUAUUCUUCUUCCUGAUAUCUAGAGACAUUUUUUACCAAUUGGAGUUCCAUAGAGCAACACUAUUUAGAUGUUCUACUCUUAUGAUAUUUUUUUUAGCAGAAAACAGAGAAAACGAACGCUACGUAGACGAAAAAUUAAAAAGAAUGUGGACAAAAGAUGAUCCCAAAGUCACAAAAUUUGACAGAGGGUUUCAAUGAUUAGGCACGACACAAAUUUUCUACGCUCGAACAAAAGUUCACAUCAAAAAUACAUGCAGGAAGCAAAUAACUUGACGAAUACUACAAAUUUUCCAUCAUUGUACAUUUUGAAGGACUAGACAUUCAAGUGUUGGCGAAAAUCUGCCAAAAAAAAAUGGCCAAAAUAAAGUUAGGCAUUCAACCAAAAUGCUACCUGAUGCACCUUCCACGCAAAUUAGGGCAAUCGUAGGGGUAAACUUUACUCAUUGCAUAGUACUCCUGUGAUACGAUUUUUCAAGAUCUAAUCGUAGGGGUAAACUUUACUCAUUGCAUAAUACUCCUGUGAUACGAUUUUUCAAGAUCCAUGACAGCACCCAUAUGACUUUUUCUUUUUUAUAUUAAGUUUCAAGCUAAAAUUUUGUCAUUUACUCAAACACGAGUAAAGUUCCACACCAGUCACGUAAGCGAUCAAAGCUUAGUGUACGCUGUUUAAGCCAGGCCAUAAAGACUCAUUGCAUAAAACUCGUGUGAUACGACAUAAACCAUAUGCUUCAGUUUCAGGCUCCUCUCCGUGCAUUCAACGACCAAAUUUGCACGACCACCAAAAACGGCGUGAGACAUAUGAUGUUUUAGCUAACAAAUGAGUGCAACUAUUUGAAGAACAAAAUCUUCAUGAGCUAAUAUUUCCUGCUAUAUGUCAAUGCCCCCUGAUCUGAUAUUUUUUCCGCUAAAAUUCGAUAGAAAUAUGGCUGUCAUGGCUGGAUAUUUAAUGAAUGCGGUGAUGUCGUACUGAAGAUUACUUUUAUGCCCAGGUCCCAGCUGAAAUACAACUGGUUUUACUAGAUGGAGUAAAUACGCUACAAGUCCGUGCUUAUAGAAUUCAAUGUAAACCUACUACUCACCCAAGUCACACCUGACACUCUUUCCAUUACAACUUCAUAUCUAGAAGUAGACUCUACAUACACUUCAUAGUGGGCUUAUAUAUACACUACACAGCAAUCCUUGUUUAAACGAUCGCCAUUUGCUGAGUCAAUCCAUUUAGGCAAGUAAAGAAAAGAGGUUUCCAUUACAAUGGAGAAAUCAGGCUUAGCAGAGUUCAAGGUGGAGAUUGUGGAGAGUUGCCUUGUGCAACCAUGCCUGCCAGAUUCGCCCAGAUCCACUCUUUAUCUCUCCAACCUUGAUAACCAGCCAUUAGUGAGAAUGGCCUUCAAUACUUUGCUUGUAUACGAGGCUUGUGAAAAUGUUUUGCCACAUCCUGCAAAAACAAUCCGAGAAGCUCUAUCAAAAGUGUUGGUGUAUUAUUAUCCUCUGGCUGGGAGAUUGAGAAAGAAAGAAGAUGGGAAGCUUCAAGUAGAGUGCACAGGAGAAGGUGUUCUCUUUGUGGAAGCCAUGGUAGAUAACAGCCUCUCAGUCCUUGGAGAUUUGGACCAGCUGAAACCAUCAUUUAAGCAGCUGCUUUUUAGGUUUCCUUUCGACAAUGCUCUGGAGGAUGUUCAUCCCAUGGUUCUUCAGGUAAAUCAUUUUACAUGUGGAGGCUUUGUUGUAGCAGUGAGUUUCAACCAUUGUGUAUGUGAUGGACGAGGGGUAAGCCAUUUUCUCAAAAGUCUUGGAGAGAUGGUUAGAGGACAUGUUAAGCCAUCUCUUGAACCAAUAUGGGAUAGAGAGCUUCUUAAACCAAGGAACAUAUUAGUUCAUGACUUAGUAUCAAAUGAAGAAAAAAUAGAGUGUAAACCCCACUCAUGGACACCUCCAGUAUAUAAGGAAUCAAUUCAAAUGUCUCUUAUCUUAGACUUUGAGACAUUAAAAUAUGUGAAAGAUGGAAUUAUGCCAAAAUGUUUCGAUAUUUGUACUACAUUUGAAAUUGUUGCAGCUCUGAUUUGGCAAGCAAGGACCAAGGUACUUGAAAUUCCACAUACUGAGAGUGUUAGUAUUUCCUUUGCAGUAGAUGUGAGGAGAUCAUUUAGUCCCCCACUACCAAAUGGAUACAAUGGAAAUUGUAUUGUUGCUGCAUGUGCAAAAGCUAUUGUCCAAGAUGUCAUAACUCAACCACUUUCAUACCUAGUGAAUAUUAUAAAGAAAACAAAGAUGUCACUAACUAACAAGUAUAUUAGAUCAAUAAUUGAUACAGACCAAUUUCCAUUAGAUGUGCAUAGCAAUCAAGCAAAUAUAAUUUUGACUGACUGGAGGUGGUUGGGAUUUAGUGAUGUUGACUUUGGAUCGGGAAGUCCAGUGAAUAUAUGUCCUAUGCAUUGGAAUGAGAAUGGAAUCAAUGCAUCAAAUGGUUUUAUCUUCCUCCAUUCUCCUGAGAGAAAAGAUAAUGGAAUUAAGGUGAUAAUGUGGAUGCCUUCACAAGAAUUCAAUUUAUUUGAAAUAGAAAUAGAAUCCAUCAUCAGAAAAUAUGUUAUCAAGGGUUCUAAAUUUUAAUGUAAUGGUUCAACCUUUUC